Molecule: messenger RNA, 7572 nt
Organism: Sus scrofa (pig)
Lineage: Eukaryota; Metazoa; Chordata; Mammalia; Artiodactyla; Suidae
Source: RefSeq, a predicted model, not a curated record
CUGGGAGUUGUUUUCUCUGCGGGUUACCCGCAAGUGUUUGCUUGGUGGCGCUUUUUUCACUCUCUCUCCCUCUGUGGGAAACUGAGGCUUUUUGCGAGGUUUUAGCCCGAGAUCGUAAGGGGUUGUUGACUUUGAAGACUAGGUUGACUAGCAGUUAAAGCGGGGAAACUAAGAAUUUCAUCACUUCGCUGGAUCCCGCGAGGGGAUCACAGGAAUAGCAGGAUAAAGCAUUACCCUUUUUGCAGUAUUACUUUCCUCAGGACCUCGCCUAUAUAUUUGUCUUCAAGGCGCUUCCUCAAACAAAAAGAUUUUAACACCACAAAAAUAAGUUGCGUAGCUGUUGAUUUAGCAGUUGGAGUGGAAAUUAAGUAAGGAGUGAGGAGAAAAUAUCGCAGUUACAGAAAAUAUCUCUUUAAAUUUAAAGCUCAUCAUUUUUAAAGUCCUGGAGGGGGCGGAGCUGGGCCUCAGUUUUUUAAAACAAAAUGCUGAGAUGCCUGAAAGUGGAUGGCUGUAAAUGAAUUUGUUCAAAUAACUUUCAUUUACAGUUGGUAAGGAAAUAACCUGCCUUCAGUGAACUCAACGACUAGUACUUGUAGACUUUUUUUUUAAUCCUUUCACAGAGCCCAUCAGUUUAAAAAAUUGACGUGUUUUAUUAGCUAUAAUGUACACAUUUGAAUAACGUUUUAUGUUUAAGCUUUCAUCACAAUAAGUUUAACAAAAUUAAGCAGAGCGUUCCAGUCAGAGGUAAAACGAUACUGGGAUGUUACAAGAGUUUUAAUAUCUGCUCCCCCUCCCCCAUUUCUAGGCUGGUAAAGGGACCUGCGCAACUCACCACUAGAGCCCUGGCUCCUUCUUCUUGAGCCAUGCAUCUGAAUUACUGUGUGGCCUGUGCUGAGGUGGAGGGCUUUUCUUACAUGCCUUUUCCUCAAAAUGAGUGUCAGUAUCACCUUCUUAAGACCUUUUACAAGAGUUUUGGUGCCAUUCACCCUUCCUAGGAAGAGAAGGGUUUUAUAUACAACAAUUCUGCAGAGAUACAUGUCUUCCAAAAUUCCAGCUGUGUCUAAUCCUAGUAAGGAGAGUACAUCAUCUUCUGAACAGCUGGAGUUGGAUGGGUGGAAAAUCACAAUGAAAUCUAGUGUACAAGAAGAGGGUGUUUCAACAUUCUCAAGUAACAAGGAUGAAGAUCCUCUAGCUGCCACCAGGGAGUUAAUUGAGAUGUGGAGAUUGCUUGGCAAAGAGGUACCAGAACACAUCAGUGAAGAAGAGCUCAAAACCAUUAUGGAAUGUGUUUCUAAAUCAUCCAAAAAAAAAUAUUUAAAAUAUUUAUAUAUUAGGGAAAAAAUGAAAAAAGCCAAGCAAAUAAAAAAGGAAAUGAAAGUAGCAGCAAAAGAACAAGUAAACAAAGAUCAGCUACCAGAAACUACUAAGGAAAAUAAACAGCAAAACUUUCUAUUUCUACGACUCUGGGAUAGGAAUAUGGACAUUGCAAUGGGCUGGAAAGGUGCCCAGGCCAUGCAGUUUGGACAGCCUUUGGUUUUUGACAUGGCUUAUGAUGACUGUAUGAAACCAAAAGAACUACAAAAUGCUGUUUCCCAACUUUUAGAAAGUGAAGGAUGGAACAGAAGAGAUGUUGAUCCUUUCCAUAUUUAUUUCUGCAAUCUUAAAACUGAUGGUGCUUACUAUAGAGAGUUAGUUAAACGUUAUGGAGAAAAGUGGAACAAAUUGCUUUUAACAGCAACAGAAAAGUCUCAUGUUGAUUUAUUUCCAAAGGACAGUAUCAUAUACUUAACUGCAGAUUCUCCCAAUGUUAUGACUACUUUUAAGCAUGACAAAAUUUAUAUAGUGGGAUCUUUUGUUGAUAAGAAUAUGCAGCCAGGUGCAUCCCUAGCCAAAGCAAAACGGCUGAAGCUGGCAACAGAAUGCCUUCCAUUAGAUAAAUAUUUACAAUGGGACACUGGUACCAAAAAUCUCACCUUAGAUCAAAUGAUACGUAUUUUGUUAUGUCUAAAAAACACUGGUAGUUGGGAAGAGGCUCUGAAGUUUGUUCCUAGGAGAAAACAUACUGGUUAUCUGGAGAUUUCUCAGCAUUCUCAAGAGUUUGUCAACAGAUUGAAGAAGUCAAAGACUUUCAGUUCAUUUCCACGAGGCUCUGUAAAUAGACGCUCACAGAAAAGUUAGCUUGAAUGAGAAUAUUUGAUAGCUUAAAAAGUAAUUGGGUUAGGAAUACAGUUCUAUUGGUAUAUUUCAUCCUGAAUGAAAUUUACUUGCUCUUUCUUUUAAAGCUUGUCUUUCCAAACUCACUGAAAUAUUGUGUUUUUUUUUCCGAUUAAUUGAAUAUCUGCAAAACAAAUAUAUUUUAUUUACUAUAAAAAGAAGCAAUAAUCUUAGAGAGUAAAGAGUUGUCCAUGUUUUUGAGCCUGGUAAACAAUUGUAAUGUUGGUGUGGCUUAUGACUACUUUGAAUCUCAGACUCUAUUUUCCUUCUUAAAUGUUCUUUUAGCCUUGUCAAAAACUCCCCUUUCAUCAAAAAUUGAUGCAACUUCAGCUGGUAGUUUAAAGAAAGAUUUGGUACAGUGCUGGGCAUGUCAUAGGCAUUAAGAUACAUAGUUUCAGUGAAUCUUUGUUAAAAAGAUGUCCCUCGGCAUGUCAUGAGAUUAGGGUGUAUAAUGACAAAUUAGUUAGUGGGAAUAACUCGUUUCUUUUCCUCUUAGGGAAAAAUACUUUAUUUGGCUAGUGUUACUACGGCACUUCUCAGCCAUAGUGUGGGUAACUUUUAUUUUCAAGGAAAUACUUUUCUCCAGCCAUGUUAUUUGAAUGGAAGCUGCCAUAUUUUUACAGAUCUUGUUCCUUGGCCACAACUUAUUAUCCCAGAGAAGGUACCUCAUCAAACUUUGAGAUGGGCAUCCGACUUUAAGGUAGGCCCGUCAGAAUCCUUUUCCAGGAGUUUUAGGCUUCUCAAGAUAGCCUGUGUUAAUUCCUUUCUAGUGACGAACUUUGAGAAAUAGGAAGCUCUGGAAUUGAUGGUGGCCAUGCUCUUUUCUGUGAAGGAAGCCAAACAUACAGAAAUGAACUUUAGGAACCGUAUUCAUUGUAGACUUCUUGAACCAUUAAAAGUUUUAAAAACUUAAGAUAUAGGAGUUCCCUUGAGGUAUAGCAGGUUAAGGAUCCAGCAUUAUCACUGCAGCAGCUCAGGUGCUGCUGUAUUGCAGGUUCAGUCCCUGGCCUGAGAACUUCCACAUGCCCCGUGCACAGCAAAAAAAAGAGGGGAGGAAAAAGGACAUAGAAAUGAGAUAUACAGCCAACCAUUUCUACCAAGUUUCUGAAUGAGGAAUUAGCAUGAGGUAUAUUAUCCAAUACAUUUCUUAAAGCAAGACUCAGUCUUUUACCAAAUAAUAAUUACCUACUCUGUGCCAAAUAGUUACCAUGCAAUUUACAUGAAUUAACUUAGGUACUAUCAUUAAUACCUUUUUAACAGAUAAGGAAAAUUUACUCAAAAUAAUUCAGCCUUUAAGUAUCAGCUCAGAAUUCAAAAGGUCUAUCUGACUUUAAAGUUCCAGCUUUUUUUUUUUUUUGUCUUUUUGCCUUUUCUAGGGCCGCUCCCACAGCACAUGGAGGUUCCCAGGCUAGGAGUCUAACGGGAGCUGUAGCCACCAGCCUAAACCACAGCCACAGCAACACCAGAUCAGAGCUGUAUCUGCAGCCUACUUCACAACACAUGGCAACACCGAGUCCUUAACCCACUGAGCAAGGCCAGGGAUCGAACCCACAACCUCAUGGUUCCUAGUCAGAUUUGCUAACCACUGAGCCAUGACGGAACUCCUAAAGUCCCAGCUUUUAUGUAAGUUAUGCCUUCUCUGAUAAGGCAAGUAUGAAAUGCAAUGGAAAAAUAUGGGAUGCCUAAUCUAAACUCAUGGGAUCAGGAAAGGCUUUGAGAAAGUGAUGUGUAAACUUUGAAUUGAUAAGAAGUGCAUUAUAAAUGAAUUUCAACUCUUAGACCCUACUAAGUAGCAAGGUGCUAAUACCUGAACUGCUUGAGAAACACUCAAAGUAAAAUAGCAUAGCAAGUGAGAAGAGGGGUUAAGAUUGCCUGACAGGAUUGGCACUAGAACAAGGCUCUAGAGAAAAUCACUAGUCUCUUGUACCCAACCCUGCUCCCUGGGUUCCAGCUCUACCCUUACAGGUUCUGACAUUGCCUAGUUUUCCUCAUUUAUAAAAAGAAGAUUAGAAACGGUCCUUGACUCAUAUAAAACAUUUCAUAUGGUAUCUGACAUGUAAGUGCUAAGUAAAUAUAAACUAUCUAAUUCAGACUAUACAUUGAAAAAUGUAUAGAAUUUCUAAGAGUUCCUGUUGAGGCACAGUGGAAAAGAAUCCGACUAGUUACCACGAGGUUGUUGGUUUGAUCCCUGGCCUCACUCAGUGGGUUAAGGAUCCAGUGUUGCCCUGAGCUGUGGUGUAGGUUGCAGACAUGGCUCGGAUCCUAUUGCUGCUGCCAUGGCUGUGCCGAAGGCCAGUGGCAGCUACAGCUCCAAUUCGACCUCUAGCCUGGGAGGCUCCAUAAGCCGAGGGUGUGGCCCUAAAAAUACAAAAGAACAAAAAAAAGGAAUUUCUAUUACAUUAUAUGCAACUGAAAGUAAAAUAGCAUAGGUCUAUCCCUUUGAGGAGUAUAUCCAUACUCCUCUGUAGAGAAUAUUUGGCCAAGCAGUAACUAAUUUCUAGGACUGCUUCCCUCUUAAUGUAGAUAAAUCACAGUGGCAAGUUCGUCCAGUUUGAGUUCAAACUGAUUUUAAUUUUCCAAGUUUUUUAGAAUUUGUAAUUUAGUAGAACUUCAGAUAUUGCUUAGAUUUCUCCAAAUAGAUGGUUUGAUUUCCCAGGCACUAAGUAGAAGUAACAGCUUUUCUGUCUCAAAUAACCAAUAAUUUAUUCUGUGAUAUUUUUCUUCUUUGAAAGAAACUUGUUGCCUGUGUUCUAAUUGUCUUCCCCUUUAUACCUGUUAGAAACAUGUUUUCAUGUAAUACUUCUAGUUCUCUUCUAUUGCUCUUUUCAAACAUGCUAUCAAAUUCCCAGUUUUUAAUAAUUAAAAUGAUUUUAAAAAGAAGCCUUUAUUGGAGUUCCUGUCGUGGCACAGCAGAAACAAAUCCAACUAGGAACCAUGAGGUUUCAGGUUUGAUCCCUGACCUCACUCAGUGGGUUAAGGAUCUGGUGUUGCUCUGAGCUGUGGUGUAGGUGGCAGAUGCAGCUGGGAUCUGAUGUGGCUGUGGCUGUGGCUUAGGCCAGCUGCUGUAUCUCCAAUUGGAUCCCUAGCCUGGAAAUCUCCAUAUGCCUCAGGUAAGGCCCUAAAAAGGAAAAAAAAUAGGAAGUCUUUAUUUGCUACUAGUACCCCUACUGUAUUAUGCAGUUUAACUUCUAAGCCAGAUCUUUCAAGUAAGUAUUCAGAACACAAUGUUUCCAUUUUCUUAUAUACCACUGAUGUUCAAUAGAAAUGCAAUGCAACCUACACAUGUACUUUAAAAUUCCCAGUAGCCAUGUUAAGAGGUGAAAGUAAUUUUAAAAUAUUUAACCCAUAUGUCCACAGUAUUAAUUUGUAUUCAUUACUAAAAACCAAUGAGAUUUUACUUCAUAUUUUUUUCAAACUAAGGAUUCAAAAUCUGCCAUAUGCUCUAAUGAUGAAAGCCCAACUUAAUAUGAAUACUAAAUUUUCAGUGGCUAAAGUAAAAUGCAGUCUUUCCAAAAUAGUGUGUUUAAGAAAAGUAACUGCUUCAAUUUGGUUGUUUGCUUGUUUUCAAACUUAAAUAAGUAUUGAGUUCAGUUCUUCACUAACCACAGUUGCACUAACCACAUUUCAGGUGCUUAAUAGUCACAUGUAGCUAGUAGCUGCCACAUUAAACAGUAAAGCUCAAGUAAUGUUUGAGAACCCUGUGAUCUUUUCUGUGCUUACAUCAGUUCUUUUGUUUCCAAGCAGAUUCAGUGGCCCCUUCUAAUUAAUGGACUGUGGAUAUCUCACUAAACUCGUCCUUGAAAUAAUUCUUCCUUCAUACCCAUAUCACAGCAAUUGUCUUAAGUCUUCCAGUCUAGCAGCUUAUCUUCCUAACUGGCUCAUUCAUUCAUUCAGCAAAUAUUUAUUGAAUACUUUAUACCCAGAAGUGUUUUAGGUGUUAGUGAUAAACAGCCCUGAACAAAAUAUUUCCAGCCUUCAUGGAUAUUAAGUUCUGCUGUACAGGAAGGUGACAGACAUAAAAAUUCUAAAAUGUGAGAGGGUCGGGAGUUCCCAUUGUGACUCAGCGGAAACAAAUCUGACUAGGAACCAUGAGGUUGAGGGUUCGAUCUCUGGCCUUGUACAGUGGGUUAAGGAUCCAGUGUUGCUGUGAGGUGUGGUGUAGGUUGCAGACGCAGCUCAGAUACGGCAUUGCUGUGGCUCUGGCCCAAGCCAGUGGCUUCAGCUCAGGUUAAACCCCUAGCCUGGGAACCUCCAUAUGCCGCACAUGAGGCCCUAAAAGGACAAAAGACAAAAAAUAAAUAAAAAAUAAAAUCAGAUGGUAACAAGUGAUAUGAAGGUUAAGGGAGAAAGGGGCACACGAGUGGGGAGGCAUUAUCUUUUUUUUUUUUUUUUUUUUUGGUCUUUUUGUUGAGGGCCGCACCCGAGGCAUAUGGAGGUUCCCAGCCUAGUGGUCUAAUUGGAGCUGUUGCUUCAGGCCUACACCAGAGCCACAGCAACACCAGAUCCAGGCCUCAUCAUUGAGCAAGGCCAGGGAUCGAAAACAAAAACUCAUGGUUCACAGUCAGAUUCGUCUCUGCUGCGCCACAACAGGAAUUGCCAGCAUUAUUUUACUAAAGGUGGUUGGGGACUGUCUUCAAAGUAGGUUGUUCACUGCAUACUACCCUCUCCAAGCCAUGUUCUCUGGUGUAGGGCCUCGUUUGCUAGAAUAAAGCAGCAGUUUUCUUCAUACACAGGCACUGCCUUUAAGCCAUGUGCUUAAAUGACUGCCUCCCAUAACAGGGUAUCCCUUUUCUAAUCUGCACGAAGACUGGUAAAGUGGCAUUUGAGCAAAGACCUGAAGGAAGUGAGAGUGAGCUAUGGAGAUAUGAGUGAAGGCAAUUCCUAGUAAAGGCAACAAUGGGUGCAAAGGCCCAGAGAGGGUUCAAGACACAAGGACGCUAGUGUAGCUGAAGAGAGUAGGUAGAAAGUGGAAAAUGAGAUCAGAGGAGUAGCUAGGGAUCUGUCAUAUAAGCCUCUUAAGCCAUUGUAAGAACUUUGGUUUUUAUUCUGAAUAAAAUAGGAAGAUCAAUGGUCUUAGGCAAAAAAAAAAAAUGUGACGUGUUGGAGUACUCUGGUGGCACAGAAGAUUAAGGAUCUGGUGUUGUCACUGCUAUGGUGCAAGUUUGAUCUCUGCCCCAGGGAACUUCCACCUGCUAUGGGUGUAGCCAAAAAAAGUGACAAGUUCCUGCUGCUUUAAUAGGAUGACUAGAAUAUAAGCUCCAUAAUGGCUAAUAAUCCUUUUAUUUACUACUGUAUCUCCAGAACCUGGUACAGUGCCUGGCACAUAACAAGCACUUUAAAAUUUGCUGAGUGAAUCAG